UAUAAAUUCAGUUAUUCUUGUUAACGCGCUCUGCUCCAUCGUAUCAUUUGGAGACGACCUUGGCAAGACAACGUUAUACAGAGCGCACAAUGCCGUUCUUACAUAAACCACACAAAUCAUCAAAUGAUUUGGAAGCACUUAGACAAGACAUUGAAACAGAUGUCCAUACACAAGGUAUCAGUGAAUUAUUAAAAAAAUUAACAGUUGAUCCAAAACAAGGACUAUCAGCAUCAAGGGCUCGUGAAUUAUUGGCUAUCAAUGGACCCAACGCCCUUACUCCACCAAAGAAGACAUCUGAAUUUGCUAAAAUUUGUCGAUGUUGCUGUGGAGGAUUUUCCAUUCUUAUCUGGAUUGGGGCAUUUUUAUGCUUUGGAAAUUAUUUGCUCGAGCACCAGAUUGAAGAGUCAGCUUCUCAAGAUCAUCUAUGGCUUGGUGCUGUAUUGAUAAUGCUCAUAAUGACAACUGGAAUGUUUAGCUAUUAUCAAGAAGCUAAAAGUAUGAAAAUCCUUGAGUCAUUUAAUGAUUUAUUACCACAAAAAGCUAUGGUUUUACGAAACAGCGAAAAACGUGAAAUUCCAGUUACUGAAUUGGUUGUUGGUGAUAUAGCAGUUAUUGAAGUUGGUGAUAGAGCACCAGCUGACAUUAGAAUUCUCGAAUGCCAAGGUCUUAAAGUUGACAAUGCAUCAAUAACUGGUGAAUCAUUGGCACUUAUAAGAUCAACUGAGACAGAAGUUGGAAGUAUACUUGAAGCAAGAAACAUGAUUUUUUUUUCUACAAAUGUUGUUGAGGGAACUGGAAGAGGUGUUGUUGUUGCUUGUGGUGAUCAAACAGUAAUGGGAAGAGUUGCAAAAUUAACAUCAACAUUACCAACAAGACCAACACCACUUAGCCAUGAAAUAAAUUCAUUUAUGACAUAUAUAUCAUGCUGGGCAAUAUUUCUUGGUGUAUCAUUUUUCACAAUGUCACUUGGAAUGGGUUAUGGCUGGAUAAAUUCACUUGUAUUUUUAAUUGGUAUUAUUGUUGCAAAUGUACCAGAAGGUUUAUUAGCAACAAUGACUGUUAGUCUAACAUUAACAGCAAAACGUAUGGCUAGUAAAAAUUGUCUUGUUAAAAAUCUUGAAGCAAUUGAGACACUUGGAUGUACAUCAGUUAUAUGCAGUGAUAAAACUGGAACAUUAACACAAAAUAAAAUGACAGUUCGUCAUUUGUGGUAUGAUGGACAACUCAAAGAAGUCAUGGCAGCUGAUACAUGGAAAAAAUAUUCAAGUUCAGCAGGAUUUGAAAGUUUAGCUAGAGUUGCUAGUCUUUGUAAUCGUGCUGAAUGGGCACCAUUUGAAGGACCACCACCACCAUUUAAUAAACGUAAAAUUCUUGGUGAUGCAUCUGAUUCAGCUUUAUUAAAAUGCAUGGAAUUACUUGUCAAAGGUGGUGCACAAUUUUACAGAAAUCAAUACUCAAAAGUUUUUGAAAUUCCAUUUAAUUCAACUGAUAAAUUUCAAGUUAAUAUACAUUUUUAUAAUGGAAAGCAUUUUUUGGCAUUAAAAGGAGCACCUGAACGUGUACUUGAACGUUGUACUAAACUUGCAUUUGGUAGUGAAACACAAGAAUUAACUGAAGAAGUUAAAAUAGCAUAUACUGAAUCUUGUUAUGAUCUUGCUAGAAAUGGUGAACGUGUAUUGGGUUUUGCUGAUAUGGAAUUACCAGAAGAUGCAUUUCCAGAAGGUUUUGAAUUUAAUGCUGAUCCAAUAAAUUUUCCUCUUGAAGAUUUAAGAUUGAUUGGUCUUAUUGCUAUGCUGGAUCCACCAAGACCAAGUGUACCAGAUGCUGUAUACAGAUGUCGUUGUGCUGGUGUUAAAGUAAUAAUGGUUACUGGUGAUCAUCCUGAUACAGCACGUGCAAUUGCAAAAUCAGUUGGUAUUAUAACUGAAGAUCCACAACAAGAUUCAUCACAUUCAAUUGUCGUUGCUGGUACUGAAUUACGUCAAUUAGAUUCAAAUCAACUUGAUACACUUAUACAAAGUCAUUCAGAAAUUGUAUUUGCAAGAACAUCACCAGUACAAAAAUUACAAAUUGUUGAAAGUUGUCAAAGACUUCAUUUUAUAACAGCUGUUACUGGUGAUGGUGUUAAUGAUUCACCAGCAUUAAAAAAAGCUGAUAUUGGAGUCGCUAUGGGAAUAAGUGGAUCUGACGUCAGUCGACAAGUCGCUGAUUUAAUACUUUUAGAUGAUAACUUUGCAUCGAUUGUAACUGGUAUAGAAGAAGGAAGACGUAUAUUUGAUAAUCUUAAAUCUAGUAUUGCUUAUACACUUGCAAGUAAUAUACCAGAAAUAACACCAUUUUUAGCAUUUAUUGCAUUGGGAAUACCUCUUCCUGUUGGUGUUAUAUGUGUACUAUGUAUUGAUUUGGGUACUGACAUGUGGCCAGCAAUAUCUUUGGCUUAUGAAAAAUCAGAAAAUGACAUUAUGUUGAGACGUCCUCGUCGUCCAUUGAAAGAUCAUCUUGUUAGUGGAAAAUUAAUAUUCAUGGCUUAUGGACAAAUUGGAAUGAUUGAAGCAGCUGCUGGUUUCUUUACUUAUCUUGUUGUCAUGGCUGAUUAUGGUUUUUAUCCUGGACGUUUACUUGGUUUACGUGCUGAAUGGGAUAAUGUUGCUGUUAAUGAUUUACGUGAUGGUUUUGGACAAGAAUGGACAUAUAAACAACGAAAAGUAUUAGAAUUUACUUGUCAUACAGCAUUUUUUAUUGCAAUUGUUAUUGUACAACUUGCUGAUGCUGUUAUUUGUAAAACAAGACGUAAUUCAAUAUUUCAACAAGGAAUGAAUAAUUGGGUAUUAAAUUGGGGUCUUGUAUUUGAAGUUGUAAUGGCAUGUGUUGUAUCAUAUGCACCAUUUAUGGAAAUAAUAUUAAAAACUUAUCCACUUGAAGCAACAUGGUGGUUACCUGGUAUACCAUUUGCAAUUGUCAUAUUUGUUUAUGAUGAAUUACGUAAAUUAUGGAUUAGAAAGCAUCCCGGUGGUUGGUGGGAUCGUGAAACUUCGUAUUAAAUAUUAAAUUUAUAUAUUUAGUAAAAAAAACAAAACAAAACAAAACAAAAAAUUUAUAUAUAUAUUAAUAUUAAUAUUAUUAUAUUAUAUAUAUACCCGGUAGUUCCAUUGCCGAGUAAUACAAAGCUCAGGUACAAUUUUUUUGUUUUCAGUUUAUUUAUUAUUUUAAUUUUAAACGUUUUUACAAAUAUAUAUAUAUAUAUUAUAAACUAUAUACAUGUUGUUCUGGGGGUUGAGCGAAUUUUUUUUGCGUAAUGCUCCAAAACAAUCGCCAUUGCAUUACCAAAUUGUGUUCUUUGCUGCCACAAUUUUACACUUUUCUAUAAAUUUUACAUAGACAAAAUAAAAAUAAUAAAUAAUUAAGUACAAUUAAUUCAGUUGCCGAUAAAAAACAAUCCAUAUAUAUUCUGAAAGCAAAAAAAAUUCAAGUAUUUUUUUUUCUAGUCAAAUUAACAAAAUACAAAAAAAAAAUAUGAUAAUUUUAAUUAUUCCGUAAUAUAUACAAAAAUAAAUUAUGAUAAAUACUUGAAUUGAUUUUGUGAUUAGGAUUGUACUCUAAGAAAGGAUAAAAAUAUGAACAGAAUAAUGAAAGAAAAAAAAAAAAAAAUAGAAAUUUAAUUGUCAUGUGGAAAAAGC
Aphidius gifuensis is the source of this 3677-nucleotide messenger RNA. RefSeq names its product sodium/potassium-transporting ATPase subunit alpha-like. Gene Ontology annotation, biological process: proton transmembrane transport; intracellular potassium ion homeostasis; intracellular sodium ion homeostasis. The transcript is spliced from 9 exons. Gene Ontology annotation, molecular function: ATP hydrolysis activity; ATP binding; P-type sodium:potassium-exchanging transporter activity. Bases 90 to 3041 code for a protein of 983 amino acids. Lineage: Eukaryota; Metazoa; Arthropoda; Insecta; Hymenoptera; Braconidae. Gene Ontology annotation, cellular component: membrane. The record is from RefSeq and is a predicted model, not a curated record.